UUCCUGUGAUUUCGUUGUUCUCAUCUUCCAUUUCUUCAUCACACCAACCAUGGCCAUCAAACGGUGGGAAUUUCUUCUUCUGAUGUGAGCUCCUCGGAAGUCUUAGGUCGAUUUCCGAAAUUGGAUCCCACUCGACCGACUGCCUCAUCAGGCCUUGUUGUUGAUAUCACUCAUCACCAAGUUACUAUCUUUACCUCCCUUGAUGGGCAAUCUGCUACCCACCGGAAGCCACCCAGCUUUCCGGGACCGGGCGUUAACAGCCAAAUCCCGAGCGCGCUCUCGGUCGGCAGAGCACGUGGUUUGUACCACCACCAUGCUGAGGAUCUCGGGUUACACUCAACGGCACCGAAAGAAGUUACACCAACAAGCUCGAUUCGGCCGCUUCUACUAUGCCGAUUGACAAACGGCAACUACACUCCAUUUUUAAACAACCGCGAUGCUAAGUUUGCUUUCGGGAAAAUGAGCCUGCGACAACUUACACGUUCUUUCUCCCCAUCUUUGGUUGAGGCCCGCGCUAAACCGCUUUUGGGUUUGAAUAGAGCCUCAAUAAGGAUGCUCGGUUUGAAUACACUACUCUAUAGUAGACAUCGGAUGGCAGACUCAUUCAUCACCUACACCAAACUUUAUUGCUUUUGGGUUCGCUCCACCAGCGCGAUUGAGACAUUCCGUCUUUCCCAUUCACAGAUCUUUCCUAUAAGCUGCCGUCUCUGAAUAGAUCAAUAGAUCAUGCUACGACCCGACUCCAUUCUAGCCAUCGUCGGCGUCAUGCCUCUCUUGAACUUCCUCUUCUCAUUUUAGCCCCUGCUUUGACUUUGGUUUUAACGCUGAUAUCAUCGCCAUCCUCGCCUUUGUCGUCGCCCAUUUGAUGUCAGCCCUCAUCUGUUGUCCCAUUACGCCAAUCACUCUCUGCUCGGACUUUCGCGAGUUUCUGUAUCACCCGUGCAUCGAAAGCACAGAAACAUCCGUCACGGGUCUAUGAAGAAGAGUUUUCAAAAUGAACAACACUGAUUCUUGGGCAAGUGUCGCCAACAUUACCACCCCCUACACGACCACACCCGAAGAACGACUUGGCCCUCCCGCUCCUUACACCGAUAUUGGCCUCCAGGUCAACCUCUUCUUCAGAGUCUUUCUGGGCAUCCUCGGAAUCCUCAUUCCUCUCGUGCCUGCGAGGCUAUUAUGGAUUAAUGGCGAAUUUUCUGCCACGGUACAUUGCAUGUCGACAGUCACGCUCAACUUCUUUUACGUCGUCAACUCGCUCAUAUGGCGAGACAACAACGUCAAGAAGUGGUAUGCUGGCUAUGGGUGGUGCGAUUUCCAUACUUACGUCUUCUUUGCGGUUGAAACCGUCUUUCACACCACUCUCUUCGACAUCAUGCUCGGUCUUGCCAACAAGAUUGGUAACCCGCGCGUCACCAGCCUCAGUCCUAAGGAAAAGAAACGCAAGGACCGAAUUUCGGCCCUCAUCAUCUUCGGAAAUCCGUUGUUACAGGUCUUGCUCACUUACUUCAUCAUCACGCAACGGUACGACGUCUUCACCCUUGCCGGUUGCAAUGCCGUCUUUGAUCCCAAUGGCGUCUUCUUUGUUUUCUUCAUUCUCCCCUCGCCAGUCUUCACGGUUGGGGCAGCAGGCUUGGCAGGAGUUUGCUUUUACAAGUACCGACAGCUGGAGAAACUCACUCGCGAAGUCCUACCAAGUGAUGAUAGUAUACGAACCGCGAGACAAAAACGCCUGCGGAGAAAGCUCUACUUUCUCACUCUCUCUAUUCUCGUGUUAGUUGUGCCGAUUGUUUGCGUCUUCUUCGUCUUCAACCUCAUUCAGGGUUGGCCGUGGACGCUGCCGUUCGACCUUCAUCGCAUUCACGCCAACAUCAACUUUGUCUCGUUCACAACGACGGAAAGAAUGCAAGUCUCCACAGUUCUUACCAAUUAUGUUCCAGUGGUGAGCUCGGUGGCCAUUUGCAUCACCUUCGGUACAACAGUUGAGGCAUAUAACCAAUAUCGCUUGGUUCUCGUUUUUCUUGGCUUAGGAAAGAUUUGGCCCAAGCUGUAUCAAGAAUAUGACCCCGAUGAGUCUGAACCACCAUCUGAGCUUAGUACGCAAACAAGUUCGCAAUCGUGGUGGUCAUCCAUGACGAAAAACGGCAAAAGGGGUACAGUCACAAGCUAUAGUGGAAACGACUUCUCUAUCCUUCCUAAUACCGAGGACAUACCCCUCACAAACCGACUAAACCCUGCACAAACUACGGGUGAAGGCUCUCAUACCGGUCCCCGUUCUCCAUAUGAGGAAUUCAGAAAAGAGUUCUCGGACUUGUACCCUAGCCAGUCCUCACCCACAGCAAAUGUCGACCAUAAUCCCUGGCCCGAUUUGUCAGAUGAUCCCUCCCCUCCAGCGCGCAACCCAUGGUAUCUCCGACCGAAUGCUUUCCACGUCCCUAUCACAUUGCCAAUGCCACUAUCACCCAUUUACAUACCAUCCCUGCACGCGGGUCAAGCAAAGAAGACGGAGGGAAAGCAGAAACGGACGACUGUUAACAAGCUUUCUCAAGGCUACACCACACUCAGCAGCUCCUCCACAACAAUCCUACCGCCUUCGAAUUCACCUACCUGCCCUCUUCCGCCGAUUCCAACCCCCACAUUCUCCUCAAGACAUUCACCACAGGAGGAGCGAUAUCGGGCGACGAGAAAGGCACAAAAACAGAAAGAACCAGAUACGCUACACAGCACAGGCAAUGGGACACUGAAGAACCCAUUGAUGCCAGCGGCGCCAUGGAGUCCCUUUGCUUCCAGCCACACCAACACUACCCUAGGAGUUGACACACGCGUGUGGUCCCAGAAGGACAAAGACGACUCUGCAGGCCAUGCCCAAGACUCGCCAAUCUCCCAUUCUUCUCGUUCAACCACAGGACCUCCUCAGAUUUCACCGCCGCCAUCAUACAGUGUCGCUGUCGGCCAAGAAUUCUCCUUUGCUUCCGCUUCCGAUCGAUCGACGGGACUCGGAAUCAGUCCGCCUGAAAAUCAACAGAUUGGGACGGCGUUAGGACAUCCACCGAGAGGCGGGGUGGUCAGGGUUGAGACCCAUAUAGCGAGUGAGAUUGAGGUUAUUGGUGGUUCUGGACGUGAUGAUGGGAAUGAUCAUGAUGAUGAUCGACGAAGUGGAAGGGAGUGGUAGGUGAGGGCGAUGGAGGCGCGUUUUUUUUUU
This is a messenger RNA of Neurospora crassa OR74A, 3199 nucleotides long. RefSeq names its product pheromone receptor pre-1 (gene pre-1). Gene Ontology annotation, biological process: G protein-coupled receptor signaling pathway. The transcript is spliced from 4 exons. The record is from RefSeq and is a predicted model, not a curated record. NCBI's taxonomy places the organism in Eukaryota, Fungi, Ascomycota, Sordariomycetes, Sordariales, Sordariaceae. Gene Ontology annotation, molecular function: mating-type factor pheromone receptor activity. Gene Ontology annotation, cellular component: membrane. The coding region runs from base 995 to 3169 and encodes 724 amino acids.